Messenger RNA from Acaulospora colombiana, 1056 nucleotides. The record is from the annotation of a GenBank genome assembly. NCBI's taxonomy places the organism in Eukaryota, Fungi, Glomeromycota, Glomeromycetes, Diversisporales, Acaulosporaceae.
GGUCCACAUCGCCGCUUGGUUCUACGAAAUGAUCCAACUCUCGGUUCUGAAGAAUUCAUCCCUAUCGGCAAGAGAAAAAAGCAGACAGAAAUUGAUCCACAAGACUCUUAUCGCUCCAUAGAAGGGGAAAAAGAACGGGAGGAUGAUUCAGACAUAUUCCGCACUGAAUCGUCCUCCGAUGAGUCAGAAGGACCUGGAUUGACUGCUGAGCAAGAGAGUAUCAAAGAGUUGGAGAAAAAACUGGGCCGAAAUCCGGACGACGAAUCUUCUUGGCUAAAACUUUUGGAUAUCUCCGUCAAAUCUAUCCCCGUCACCGCUAAGCGUGGCGCCCGCGCUCGAGCAGAUAUAGCCAUCUCGAUUCUCGAACGAGCAAUAUCGACACACCCCGCCAACAAAAUCUCGCUUCUAGGAGGAAUGGAAGGAUUGUCUUGCUCUUAUUGGUCCGAACCGUGGAAACGUUCUAUCAUUUGGUUAUCUUGGCUCGAAUGGAGACUAUCCAGCAGCAAGAGUAUCUCUGACGCAUCGACCCACGCCAAAACCACCGUUUCUGCACUCUCGGGAAGUGAAUAUGAGAUGGUCCGCUUUCUGGAACAAGCAUAUGCCAUCUUCCAAGCCCAACUAGAACUUUCUGAUUUUUGCCCCAAAAUCUUGACAAACCUUCCUCUAAAUGAUAGGAUUGAACGACUGGAAGAGUUUUGGGAAUCGGAAGUGCCACGUAUUGGAGAAAAAAAUGCGGCUGGAUGGGCAGUAUGGGAGCAACGGGGUCGACCAGAAGCUGAAGAGGAACCCUUGGAUUCCCUAAGAGAUCUAGUCGGAUUCUCAAUAAGUGACGACCCUUAUCAACGCUGGUACCGUAGGGAAUCGGCUUGUGAUCUGAUUGGGGCAUUAUCCACCAGAUCUUUCAAUGAGGAUCAAGAUGACCCUUUUACAACUAUACUCUUCAACGAUAUCCGGGAAUUUCUCUCGGACAUUCGAUCGGAUAAUGCAAGGAAUUAUCUUCGAUUGGCCUUUCUCUCCUUCAAUGGUCUCCAUAUUCCAGGUCUCAGCAUAUCGUAA